Messenger RNA from Lucilia sericata (common green bottle fly), 3313 nucleotides. It is a transcript of the gene ced-6, whose product is annotated as PTB domain-containing adapter protein ced-6. The transcript is spliced from 5 exons. NCBI's taxonomy places the organism in Eukaryota, Metazoa, Arthropoda, Insecta, Diptera, Calliphoridae. The record is from RefSeq and is a predicted model, not a curated record. The coding region runs from base 781 to 2307 and encodes 508 amino acids.
ACGAAUAUUUCAAGACUUUAGUCAGUCUCGUUUUGACGGUUUACGGUGGUGAUCAUUCAUAGUUCUGGUUUAGAUUUCAAUAAUCACAACGCUGUUUUAUCGAAGACUUGUUUUUCGUUUUAUAUAUUUUUUUCUUUAUUUUUUUCAUUUCAUUUAAAAUUUAUUUUUUGUUUUUAUACUACUGUGAUUCAUAAAGCACUUUGUGUUGUAAAAAAAGUGCAAAGACCAUAAAAUUAAAACAAAAAUAAAAAAAAAACUACAACAAAAUAACUGGUUUUUUAUACAAUUUUGAAAAAAGAAAAAUACAAAAGUGCAGAAGAGUUUCAACAGCAACUGAAAGAAGAAGAAAAAAGAAGUGUCUAGAAGUGCGAUUGAAAAAUAUUUUUAUUAAUUUUUUAAAUAUCUAUUAUAAAAAAUUAAUUUUAAAAGAAAUAUAAAAAAAUAAAUAUUAAAAAUUACAAGGUUUAAUUGUGUUUAAAAAGUAAUUGAUGCAGCUCAUGCUUUUUUUAUAGUAAAUUUAAAUAGAAAAUAAUUUGUAAAAUUUUUAAAUUAAUGAAAACUAACAACAGCAAUAACAACAUCAUCAUUACGAUCAGUUAACUUGAACCAAAACCAAUUUAAUAAUAAUUACAAUAAAUUACACUGACAGUGAAGAGAGUACGAGAUCGUGCAAGUGUAUCUGUGUGUGUGUGUGUACGAACAAAACAAAAGAGAGUAUAUCUUGGAAAAAAAUCUAAACCAAUUUUGCUGUAUUAAGACCACAACAGAACACAAAACACCAUGUCACAGCUUAAGUUUUGGAACAAACAGAAUAAUAACAGUAAAACUGAUAAUAGCGAAAAUACAGAAAAUAAAAAUGGCAGCGCCACCAAGGAAGAAACCAAGGGCGGUAAACGUAAUUGGUUGCAUACGCCAGAAGCUUUAAUCAAUGGUCAUGUAGUCUAUCUAGUCAAGUUCUCUGGCAGUCUACCAGUGGAUCAGCCCAAGGGUAUUGAAGUUGUUAAGGACACCAUACGUAAACUUCAAUUUGCCCAACAAAUGAAAAAAGCCGAAACGGGAACUCAAGAAAAAUUCAAAAAAGUUGAAAUCACUAUCAGUGUGGAUGGUGUAGCGGUGCAGGAGCCGAGAACACAGAAAAUCUUACAUCAAUUCCCUUUGCAUAAUAUUUCCUAUUGUGCUGAUGAUAAGGGUGUCAAGAAGUAUUUUAGUUUUAUUGCCAAAACUGUUAAGACAAACAGCGAUAAUAUGACCAAUGGCCGUGGCAGUAGUCCGGAUGGCUCCACGCAAUCAUCGUCAGAAGAAACACAUGAAUGUUUUGUAUUCAUUUCCAAUAAGUUGGCUUCCGAUAUUACACUGACUAUUGGUCAAGCCUUUGAAUUGGCUUUUAGAAAAUACAUUAACACCGCAGAAAAAUCGGAACUAAGCAAAGCUCAACAACAAAUCACAGACUUAGAGAAAAUCAUUACGAUUUAUAAAAAUCGUCUGCGUGAAUUGGCUUUAAAAAUACCCAAAAAUGAAAUGGAUACCUAUUUAUUCCGAGAAGGCAUUAAGGAUAUCGUUGAGGUGCCGGUGUCUACAACACAAAGCGUAACAGCAGGUGAUUCCACCAAUUCGUCUGCUCUAACAAAUGGUACUAAUGGUCUUAGCGACAAUAACAAUGACAGAGCUUUGCUAAUCGAUACUAACUCCUGUAAUACAUCAUCGAAAAUGUCCACAACAUCGUCAGCAUCAUCGACAUCAUUUUUACCCGCUGUACCACCGCGCAACUCAAUGCCAACACAAUUGUUAACGAAAAACAAUAAUCAGAAAAUGGAUGAAUUGUUAUUGAAUUCAGAUUCUGAUAGUGAUUUUGAUCCGCGUGCAGAAGAAUCGAAUACAGAUGGUAAUAGUACCGGCAGUGGUGGUAAAACUAUGACCAAUGAUUUAUUUGGUUUUGAACCCUCAAAAUCCUUUGGACAACAAUUGUUCUACAAUAAUAAUGAUAAUAAAUUUAUUAAUAACAAUAAUACCAGCAUCAUUAGCAAUAAUUCCAAUAACAGUUUUAGUGAAUUGACCAUAACGCCACCUUUAUUGGCUCCACCACCAAAAGUGUCAGCUUCACGCCGUAGCACCUCGGUUACCACACCCACAGCUGCCAUCACUAACAACAACCACAACAUCAUUAGCAAUGGCAAUAUGGCCGAUCUGUUUGGCUCUGACCCCUUUGAUACGGCCGUUACUACAAAUGGCACCAGUAUUUUUCAAAAACAAGUUAGUAAAAUGUCCGUAGAUGAUUUCACUUUGGAAAGUUUGGAUCCCUUAAAGUAAUUGAGUUGUGUUUGAAAUGAAAAUAUUGUUAUUAUUAUUUAAAAUAAAACCCUAUUUCCUCUGCCUCCCCCUCCCCUCAUCUUCUAUGAAACGAAAUUAUAUUUUAAGAUUUAUUUAAAAAAUAAAAAAACCUAAAUGAAUAUGUAAAAAAAAUGCUUUAAACGCUACACUUUUAUAAUAAAAACUAUUACUAUUUAUAUGAAGAGAAAAAUUAUUACUAACUAGGUAAAAGAAAUUAUUGUGAAUUAUGUGAAAAAUGCAUUAUUUUAGGAAAAAACAGUGAGUAAAAGAUAGUAGAAAGUGAAAUGCGGUAGAAUUCCAUUAUGUUUCUAGGAGGAACCAGAAAAAGUUUUUGCCUUAACCUUGAGUAGUAAUCAAAAUGACCCUGCUUUACCCUUUUAAAUACUUCUUAAUUCACUUUGAACAUCUAUGCAUCGAAAUAUUAACUACCGAAUCCGAAUGGAAUGUGUGAAAGGUUUAGCACUUAACUAAUAAUGCCCCAUAAAGGUUUUAAACUAAUUUAUACGGGUUUCUUCCGAUAUGUGGUUAUUACAAUCCUGUUAACAAAAUGGAUUAGAAAUUAAUCGAUCAUUCUUUGAAAUUUAUCAAUUUUUUGACAUAUCACGGGACCAGUUAAUAUCAAAACAAAGACGUUUUACUUGUGCUAUAUAUUCAUGUUUAUAUUGUUUAUAUCUAAGGAAUGUAACUCGCUAAUAAUUUGAAUAUAAUCACCUUUUUCUGAAAAUGGCGUAGUUAUUGUAGGUGAAACUGUUAGAAAGUCUGAUCUUUAAACAUUUUUAAGACCUUCAAAGCUAUAUGAUUAAUUUCACAGGAUCUAAUAACAAGAAACUUUAAAACUAAUUCUGAAAACAUCCAAGACACUCACUGUAAAAAAAAAUUUGUUAAAAUAAAUUCUUUAAAAAAAAACAAUAUUGUGCAUUAUUUGUUAUUAAUUUAAAAACUAAAUAAAUAAAAAUAUGAUGUAAAUAAAAAUUAAAAAAAAAUG